CCGCGCAAAGGUCCCGGCAGGGCAGCGGCCGACCGACGAGAGUUUCCCCCAGCUUCCAAGCGGGACGGCGGGUGGCAGAAACGUCAAGAGGCAUCUUCGCGACGUCCUGAAGUACUUCUAGGCUGCAGAAUCAGCCUCAAAGGCACUAUGGAAUUACUUCUCCGAUUAGCUUGGCUCCUCCUAAGGAUAUAGAUUGCAUUCAUACUCAGAAGCUGGUUGAAGCAAUGAAGCCAUUUGGGGUAUUUGAAGAUGAGGAAGAACUGAAUCACAGGCUGGUUGUUCUUAGUAAACUGAAUAACUUGGUCAAAGAAUGGAUUUCAGAACUUGGUGAGAGCAAGAAUCUUCCCCCAUCAGCAGUAGCAAAUGUUGGUGGCAAAAUAUUUACAUUUGGUUCUUACAGGCUUGGAGUACACACUAAAGGUGCUGACAUAGAUGCUGUUUGUGUUGCUCCUAGACAUGUAGAAAGAUCGGAUUUUUUUCAGUCAUUCUUUGAAAAACUAAAACAUCAGGAGGAAAUAAAAAAUCUAAGAGCAGUUGAAGAUGCGUAUGUACCAGUUGUCAAAUUUGAGUUUGAUGGCAUUGAGAUUGAUCUCGUGUUUGCAAGAUUGUCUAUGCAAACUGUUUCUGAUAAUCUUGAUCUCGGAGAUGACUCGCGUCUGAGAAGCCUGGAUAUAAGGUGUAUACGGAGCUUAAAUGGGUGCCGAGUUACUGAUGAAAUACUACAUCUAGUGCCAAAUAAAGAGAACUUCCGGCUCACGCUCCGUGCAAUUAAACUGUGGGCAAAACGACGUGGCAUUUACUCCAACAUGCUGGGAUUUCUUGGUGGGGUUUCCUGGGCCAUGCUAGUAGCAAGAACAUGUCAACUCUAUCCAAAUGCUUUGGCUUCUACUCUUGUUAACAAGUUCUUCUUGGUUUUUUCAAAAUGGGAAUGGCCAAAUCCUGUAUUGCUGAAACAACCCGAAGAGAGCAAUCUUAAUUUACCAGUAUGGGACCCUAGGGUGAACCCAUCAGACCGAUAUCAUGUAAUGCCUAUCAUCACCCCAGCCUAUCCCCAGCAGAACUCUACAUACAAUGUAUCUACAUCAACACGAGCGGUAAUGGUAGAGGAGUUCAAACAUGGUCUUGCGGUUACAAAUGAGAUUCUCCAAGGGAAAUCAGACUGGUCAAAGCUCUUUGAACCACUGAACUUCUUUCAGAAGUACAAACAUUAUAUUGUGCUGACUGCUAGUGCCUCUACUGAAGAGCAUCACUUAGAGUGGAUUGGCCUUGUUGAAUCUAAAAUUCGUGUGCUGGUUGGAAACUUGGAGAGGAAUGAAUUUAUAACUAUUGCACAUGUAAAGCCACAGUCUUUCCCUGGCAACCAAGAGCUCCGUAAACAGAGUGGAUAUGUGUCAAUGUGGUUUCUUGGAAUCGUAUUCAGGAAAGUGGAAAAUGCAGAAAGUGUUAACAUUGAUUUAACGUAUGUUAUACAGUCGUUCACAGAUACAGUUUACAGGCAGGCUAACAACCUCAAUGUGCUAAAGGAAGGUAUGAAGAUUGAGGCAGCUCAUGUGAAGAGAAAGCAUCUCCACUAUUUUUUGCCUGCAGAAACCUUACAGAAAAGAAAGAAGCAAAGCAUGCCAGAUAUUAGUCAAAAUGCUAGUGGGCUUCAGUGCAAAAGGACUUCUUCAGAUGGAAGCUGUUUGGACAGUUCCAGAGACACGGACUCCAGGAUACAAUAUAAUUCCUCUUCAUUAAAUAAGAUAUCUAAAUUGGACACCUCUACAGCAGAGACAGAAAGAAAUGCUGUAUAUCGGAGAUCUAGUGGUGCUAACAAUAGAGAUAAGAUACCUCAUGUAGCUGUGCCAUCAGUGUCUAAGGGACUCUCCAUUCCUGUUAUUGAUUCAAAAAUGGAGGCUGCAGUUGCAAUAAGAACAUCGGGACCUCCAGUUGGUUGCACCAUUCCAGGACAUAACACAAUUUCUCAACUCAGAGCACAUUUUGUCCAAGGACAGCGUGAAUUAAGUGGGACUCCAAUUACAGAUCCUAAGAAUGCUCUACCUAAACGACCUCAUUCACUUACCACUAAAGGACCUCAUUUACCUGCAUCAGAAGAAUGCCCCAAUAAAACAGUAGACGGAGAAAAGUUAACUGGCCAGGAUUCAGCAUUCAAAGAUGGUGGCAAUCCAGAUGUCAGGAGCAGAUCUACAGAAAAUGGUGUCCUUGGAGGAAAAUCCAUGCUGAUUCCAAUUAUCAACACAUCAAGAUCACAGAGGCUUUCCAGUAAAGAACUACCAGAUUCUUCAUCUCCUGUUCCAACAAAUAGUAUUCGUAUUAUUAAAAGAUCCAUCAAACUGACCCUUAAUGGGUAACCAGUAUCUCUUCAGGUAAAGAUGAUAAUCACUUGUUUUGUGGUCCAUAUUAUCAAUGUGUGUUGUAGUUACUAACAAAGUAUGGAAGGUUACUGUUGCCAUACUGCAACUGGCCAGUUAAAACCCAUGGUCUUAUUUUAUAGUAUUGUUAGAUGCUUGCUUCCUUUUGAAUUACUCUUUGCAUAUUCUUGUAACAGUUAUCCUUAUUAGUCUUUUUAAAAGUCUUAACUGUCACGAGCUGAAACAGCUUUUGAAAAAAGCCACAAAAAACAACCUGUCCUGUGACUUGGAUUCAGAAUGUAUGUAAACAGGGUUAACUAGUCACUGCAACCACAUUCUGGUUUCAAGUGUGUAUGAACAUGCUUGUAUUCGUUUGUGCUUUCCUAGUUCAUGUGCAAAUAUUGUUCUUAAAUUAUUUUCCCAUUUGGCACAUACACUCCUGUGCAUCUGUCACGAUGGUGCUCAGCUUCCUCAGCUCAGUAGCUUUCCACUGCCUAACACAGCCGUGCACGACACAAGUAUUGCCUCCCAUGGAGGCCCGUAAAUAAUUUAAAUAUUGAAGGAAAUGCAGCAGAGGAUGCUACCAAGGUAUGGAGAUGAUAGACAUGUCCCAUGCCAUGUUAUCUGAUUUUUGUCUCAAGACCGCUCCAGCAUGAGACUUGAGGGUUUUUGUUGUCACUGGGUAGUAAAGCUAAACUCGGAACACACAGCUGAAGAUGUACUUAAACGUUGCAAUAGCUGAGGCUGCUGUGACACUACUACCCACCUGCAAGCUACAGUCUUGAAAGCAACUGGCAUGCAGAAAGUGGUUUUAGAUAAACCCUGAAAGCUGUUCUAAAUGGUUACAUGAAAACUUGUAGUAGUCUUAAGUCCUGGUUCUGCAAACUGAUAACACUGCUUACCCAGUUAAGUGCAUUAGGGUUUUUUGAGGGGUGGGGAGAAAUUCUGAUCAUAUGAAACAAAUGUUAUGCUAUCUCUCUAUUGUAAUUUUGAUGUUUUUGUAAAUUAAGUUGUAUGUUUUUUCCAGAGUAUUUUUGUAUGUACUGUAAAAUACUAUCUUCCAAAGAGAAAUUUAAAA
Molecule: messenger RNA, 3429 nt
Organism: Gymnogyps californianus (California condor)
Lineage: Eukaryota; Metazoa; Chordata; Aves; Accipitriformes; Cathartidae
Gene: PAPOLG
Product: poly(A) polymerase gamma
Exons: 22
Coding region: 225-2351 (708 amino acids)
Cellular component (GO): nucleus
Molecular function (GO): poly(A) RNA polymerase activity; RNA binding
Source: RefSeq, a predicted model, not a curated record